Molecule: messenger RNA, 3574 nt
Organism: Salvelinus fontinalis (brook trout)
Lineage: Eukaryota; Metazoa; Chordata; Actinopteri; Salmoniformes; Salmonidae
Exons: 14
Coding region: 913-3441 (842 amino acids)
Molecular function (GO): calcium ion binding
Source: RefSeq, a predicted model, not a curated record
GUGUGUGGUCAAGACAGGUAAAUUAAAGAAGGCAGGGAGAGGUUGAAUCUUUCUCCUGCUGUGUUGAGAAUGCAUGUAGCCUGAGAUCUGUUCUUCAGACACAAGGGGGCACUGAAGUUGACAUGCAUUAUUUGAAUUGUCUGUACGUUGGCGAUCACGUUUAAUUAAUGCUGUGAUACUCCUUCAUGUUGCAUGUGGAGAAUGACUUUAUGUUGCUUUAUUUACAGUAUUUGGAAACUGGGAUUUUAUUUAAAUGAUCGAAAACAAAAUACAUCUGAUCUUUCUUUCUCUCUCUCCCUGCCCCACACUAUGUUUUUGAUGUCCCUUUCAGGACCACACUAUGUUUUUGAUGUCCCUUUCAGGACCACACUAUGUUUUUGAUGUCUCUUUCAGGACCACACUAUGUUUUUGAUGUCCCUUUCAGGACCACACUAUGUUUUUGAUGUCUCUUUCAGGACCACACUAUGUUUUUGAUGUCUCUUUCAGGACCACACUAUGUUUUUGAUGUCCCUUUCAGGACCACACUAUGUUUUUGAUGUCUCUUUCAGGACCACACUAUGUUUUUGAUGUCCCUUUCAGGACCACACUAUGUUUUUGAUGUCUCUUUCAGGACCACACUAUGUUUUUGAUGUCUCUUUCAGGACCACACUAUGUUUUUGAUGUCUCUUUCAGGACCACACUAUGUUUUUGAUGUCUCUUUCAGGACCACACUAUGUUUUUGAUGUCCCUUUCAGGACCACACUAUGUUUUUGAUGUCCCUUUCAGGACCACACUAUGUUUUUGAUGUCCCUUUCAGGACCACACUAUGUUUUUGAUGUCCCUUUCAGGACCAUACUAUGUUUUUGAUGUCCCUUUCAGGACCACACUGUCCGUGAUGGACGUCCUUCUCUGUGUCCUCGUUUCCUGGUUCACAUGAAGGCCUGUCCUGCAGACCUCAGACCCCCACGUUUCCUAUCCAGAAACCCGAGGCCACGUCCUCCUCGCCAGGAACCGACACAACAAAGACAAGCCCUUAGCGGCCUGAAGACGCAUUCAUGUGCAGACUCCAGGAGCCUGCAGCACUGCAGCACCACCAGAGGGAGGCGCUUAGCUGUUGUUGUUCCCUGUGUUCCAGUGCCAGUCUCUCCCUCUCCCAGCAGAGCCUCCCCUGAGCUCCCAGUCUGCCCAAGUCCAACAUCCUCUACUGUCACUGACUCUGGGCAGCAGGGGACUGGAUCCAACCCUGCUCCAGCCUCAGCCCUACCUCAUGUCCAUACUCAGAAAGGAGAGAAGGAAACAGAGGAUGGUGUUGAAGAGAUGGAUGAAGGCACUUCGGCUUCCUCAGGGGCCUUCCGCCCUCUAAGGCCAGACCAGGAGCCCAAUUCUGGUCCUGAGGACAUAGACCCCUCAGUCUCUCCAGUCCCUAGUGUCUGUGAGGGUUCUCUCUCAGACUUUAGCCGCCCACCAUCCAGCCAGUUCAGCCGAAGCACAGACCUGGGUAGUGGCCGGAGCAGUCCUCUAUGUGCGAAUCUGAGUGACCUGGACUCAGAGGGUGGCUCUCCUCUCUCCCAGCACGGCUCCUCUUCCAUGUCCCUGUCUGCUCUGGCCUCCUGCACCCCACAGGACCCCCCAACACACCAGCCCCCAAACCCAGCGCCUCACCACCCUCUACACCAUCCCCUCCCUCACCAGGCCCAACACUGCCCACCUGACUGGACCACCACGGAGCCCCAGACAGGCCAUGUCCUCCCACCCUACCCAGACCCAUCCCUGGACCCCAACCCAGACCCUACUACCCUAGCUUUCCCCUCAGACACCUGGCAGUCCUGCCCCAGCCCACAGUGCAGGAUAACUCCCCGACCAGGGUCAGGGUUAGGGUCAGGUUUGACCUCAUCUCCUGUGGUAGUGGAGAGGCAGGACUGGACAUCACACCGCUGGUCCAUCCUUCCCCCCAUCUCUCCUGUCAGAGAUGGCGGUGACACAGUGUCCACCUGGUCCCGCUGUUCUCAGGUCAGCUCUAGCCAGUCCCAUGUGUUUGAUGAACUGGAGGCCAUCGCCCCGCGGACAGGCUCCUGUCUGUCCCUAGACCACCCACUCAGCCCAGCAGACUGCAGCCCACCUGGUACAGAGAUGUCCCCAGGCCUGGCUGCUCUGACAGUGGGCUGUGACUCAGGGGACCUGGGCUCCCUGUCCCGUGUGCAGCUCCUGCUCCUGGACCGGUCGGACCCUGUGGAGCCCCACUGGCUCGCUGGUCAGAACAUGUACUCCCCAACAGAAGACAGAACAGCAGGCCACACAGCGGAGCACCGAGCCAGAAGACCUCUUAGUCCAAGACUGUAUACUACAGGCGUCCUGCAGCCCAUAACAGCUGGCAGCUGUGGAGACGGCAGUGUGUCUGAGAGGUGUGUCGCCACAGGCAAAGUCCAGGGACAGGGUGAGCACACAAUGCAGUCCCACACCGAGGAUGGUACCAGGUCACCAUCGUCAUGGAUCAGUGAUUCCAGUCCAUCAGGCAUCAUAUCCGGAUCCACCAGUUCCCAAUGCGAGUCCUGCUGUGAUGGGGCGGAGUCCGAGGGAAGUGACCAAACCAGCCAGGCCCUUACCAUCUUAAAUGACAGGGGCCCCAGCCCAGACCAGGGGGUUCCAGUGAAGGAGGAGCCUGGUUGCCCUGAUCGGGGGGAGCGAGGCUGGGCUUCCACAGGGGGCAGGAGAAGGCCCGGGAGGCUGGAGCGCAGGAUGAGGGAGAAGGAGCGAAAAAGGGAGGAGAGAAAGACAAAAGUGCUAAACAUCUACUCCAGACUCCAGGACAGCGGGCCCCUCCAGCCCAGCCGCAACAGGGGCCGCUCCAAGUUUGAGGACUUCGACUUCUUGGCAAAGUAUUGCAUUUUCAGCCAGGAGAAGCUGGCAGAAUACAAAAGGGCUUUUGAAGCAGUUGACAGCGAUGCUGAUGGUUACAUUUCCUGCCUGCAAGUGCUGCUGGCACUAAAGAAGAUCAUCCCUCCAGAGCUGCUAACUGAUGAAGAAGAGAUAUAUGUCUACAGGAUCCUGGAGAUGGUGGAUUUCAGGGUGACAGAUGGACUUACAGACCUGAGGCUCUUUGCUGUGAUUGCGAGCCUGGCGCAGAAAAUAGCCACCAUGGAUGUAUUUAUGCGUUCCCUGAUAAGCAAAAUGGACUUCCAUUCUUUGGCAUUAAAGCUAUACAAAGCAAAGCAGCUGUUCAUGUUCCUGCUGGAGGGGCAGUCAGUGGGCGCUGUGGCCCAGCAGGGCUGUAUCAGCGCAGAGCAGCUCCUGGUGGAGCUCAAGGCCGGGGGCAUCCGACCAGAACAAGAGGAAGCCAUCAAAAAGGAGCUCCGACACAUCAGCUCCCUGGACCUGCUGGACUUCCUGGCAUACCUGCCCCUCUUCGUCCUAAUCCACAACUCAGUCAUCGCCAACCCACUGGAUGACUCCAGCAACCUGUGAUGUCAUCGGCUACACAGGCUUGAACCCUAUCUGUCAUUAGCUACCACACACUGUGGCAACAGGGUUCCAGGGUUCCCUUUAUAAAACGAUAGCUAAUGCACUUAAAGUUGUUUUUGAGAUGUUCUUUUUGGGG